Molecule: messenger RNA, 2419 nt
Organism: Triplophysa rosa
Lineage: Eukaryota; Metazoa; Chordata; Actinopteri; Cypriniformes; Nemacheilidae
Gene: abcf2a
Product: ATP-binding cassette, sub-family F (GCN20), member 2a
Exons: 15
Coding region: 165-2009 (614 amino acids)
Molecular function (GO): ATP hydrolysis activity; ATP binding
Source: RefSeq, a predicted model, not a curated record
CGUCUCGCCAUCUGAUUGGCUGGGGAGCCGGUAUUGGCGACACGCGCUUAGUGCCGCUUGUAGCGCCAGCCAUGAGCUUGCUUCUCCGCUGCUAGCGCUUCAUCCAUCACCAGGAAGAGAAACUAAAUUUUCGGAAGUGCGGUGUUCCUGGGAUCAGUUCAGAAAUGCCGUCAGAUCUAGCGAAAAAGAAGGCAGCAAAGAAGAAAGAAGCAGCCAAAGCCCGUCAACAAAAGCCCACCACAAAGAAAGCAGAUGAAGUUGAUGGGGAUGGGGGGAACCCUGAAGUUCAGCAGAAUGGAGCAGCUGAUGUCAAUGGGAUUUCCGGUUUGACAAAGGAGUUGGAUGAGUUUGAGCUGAAGAAAGUGGAGGCACGAGCAGUGACCGGUGUGCUGGCAUCUCAUCCCAACAGCACCGAUGUGCACAUCAACAGUUUGUCUCUCACGUUUCACGGACAGGAGCUGCUCAUGGACACUAGUUUGGAGCUCAACUCUGGUCGUCGCUAUGGUCUUAUCGGGCUCAAUGGAACUGGAAAAUCCAUGCUGUUGUCAGCGAUUGGCCACAGAGAGGUGCCCAUUCCAGACCACAUUGAUAUUUACCACCUUACCCGUGAGAUGGCACCCAGUGAAAAGACUGCCCUGCAGUGUGUGAUGGAGGUCGAUGAGGAGAGGAUUAAGCUGGAGAGAGAGGCUGAGAGACUCGCUCAUGAAGAUUCCGAAUGUGAGAAGCUGAUGGAGCUGUAUGAGCGUUUGGAGGAGCUGGAUGCUGAUAAAGCUCAGAUGAGGGCCUCGCGGAUCCUCAACGGUCUGGGCUUCACGACCACCAUGCAGCAUAAGAAACUCAAAGACUUCAGCGGUGGCUGGAGGAUGCGUGUCGCUCUCGCUCGUGCACUGUUUCUGAAGCCGUUCAUGUUGCUAUUGGAAGAGCCAACUAACCACCUGGACUUGGAUGCUUGUGUGUGGCUGGAGGAGGAACUCAGAGAGUUCAAAAGAAUCCUGGUUUUGAUAUCCCACUCUCAGGACUUCCUCAAUGGCGUUUGUACCAACAUUAUUAACCUGCACCAACGCAAACUGAAAUAUUACACAGGUAAUUAUGACCAAUAUGUUAAAACCAGAGAAGAAUUGGAAGAGAACCAGAUGAAACGGUUUAAUUGGGAGCAGGACCAGAUCACUCAUAUGAAGAACUACAUUGCUCGGUUUGGUCAUGGCUCUGCUAAGCUGGCCAGACAGGCCCAGAGCAAAGAGAAGACUCUACAGAAGAUGGUCGCCUCAGGUCUGACCGAGCGUGUUGUGAAUGACAAAACCCUGUCAUUUUAUUUUCAUCCCUGUGGGAAGAUCCCCCCUCCUGUCAUUAUGGUUCAGAAUGUCAGCUUCAGAUAUUCAGAAGAAACGCCAUUUAUUUAUAAGAACCUGGAAUUUGGAAUUGACUUGGAUACACGGGUGGCCCUUGUGGGGCCCAAUGGGGCUGGGAAGUCUACUUUGCUCAAGCUUCUUACUGGAGAGCUCCUGCCUUCGGAUGGUAUGAUUAGAAAACACUCCCAUGUGAAGAUUGGCAGAUAUCAUCAGCACCUGACAGAGCAAUUGGAGCUUGACCUUUCACCUCUGGAGUACAUGAUGAAGUGUUACCCUGAGAUUAAGGAGAAAGAGGAAAUGAGAAAGAUCAUUGGCCGUUAUGGGCUCACUGGCAAACAGCAGGUGAGCCCCAUUAGGAAUCUGUCUGAUGGGCAGAAGUGCCGAGUCUGCUUUGCCUGGCUGGCCUGGCAAAAUCCGCACAUGCUCUUUCUUGAUGAGCCGACCAAUCACCUUGACAUUGAAACCAUUGACGCUCUGGCUGAGGCCAUCAAUGACUUUGAGGGGGGAAUGAUGCUGGUCAGCCACGACUUUAGGCUUAUUCAGCAGGUGGCUCAGGAGAUCUGGGUUUGUGAAAACCAGACCAUCACUAAGUGGAAACGGGACAUUCUAGCCUACAAGGAACAUCUGAAAUCUAAAAUUGACAAACAGAUGCAUGAUUAAUAUCUGAUAUAGUCUGAUAAAAGGGCAGUUCCAACACCCCCGCUAGGCAGAAUAUCGGUGUACAAGUAAAUACAAGCAUGCUACUUAGACUGCAGUCAAUGCACCACCUUUCAAAGUGUCAUCUUUUACACUUGUCUCAGUUAUCGGGGUUACCAGUGGAGGUAGCGGUCUUGUUUUCAUUAUAUGUUAAUAUGCAUUACAGUAUUUGGACUUAUCUUUGAGGAACCUAUUCAAAUCACGGUUAAGCACUUCAUUUUUUAUUAGAACCCUGUUUUGAGAUAGGGCAUAUGUUGGACAGAGGAUAAAAUAUGAAAGUGAACAUCAAGGACUCUUGAUGAAUUUUAUUUAAUCAAAUAUUGUUUAAAGCUGUAUUUGCAAUGAUGUCUGAUUAAAAGGGUACAUUGACAAGG